Sphaeroforma arctica JP610 is the source of this 815-nucleotide messenger RNA. RefSeq lists its product as hypothetical. The annotation marks the transcript as partial. The record is from RefSeq and is a predicted model, not a curated record. The transcript is spliced from 3 exons. Gene Ontology annotation, molecular function: calcium ion binding. NCBI's taxonomy places the organism in Eukaryota, Ichthyosporea, Ichthyophonida.
GACUCGUUCAAUAAAUAUGAUUUCGAUAAGAGCGGCGCGAUCGAUGUAGAUGAGCUUACCAAACUGUUUGAUGAACUCAAUUGGGCGCAUGACGAAAAAUCGGUGAAAAUAGCUCUAGCAUCCAUGGACGCCGACAACAGCGGCACUAUUGAGUUUGACGAGUUUAAGAAAUGGGCCGAGUUCGCCUAUUCCUUCAGGAUCCUCAAGCCUGCCAAUCCGAUUGCCACCGGCUCCCGUCUCAGUCUGGUAAACGAGUACGAUACUGAUGAUGACGGCUCCUUGUCUGAGUGCUCCAUCCCUGACUUCACCGAAUUCAAUUUGAUGGGAGAGUACAGUGACAAAUCACCCGAAGAUGUGCGAUUAAUGGUGCUUAAGAACGCCUUUGAUGCUAUCGAUACGGAUAAAAGCGGUUCGAUAGAAACUGGGGAGCUCGAGGCGUUAUUCAAGGAGAUCAAUUGGAGGUAUGACGCUGCCCAUCUGGAGGGAGCCAUGCGAGCAUUAGAUAGUGACAACUCUGGGUCGAUAGAGUGGGAGGAAUUCAAGAAAUGGAGUGAUUUCGCCUACAAUUACCGCGUGCUGGCGAAGCAAUCCGUGGCCAGCAAAAAUGCUUCAAAUCAGUUUCUUCAUAUGAGUGAAAUAGGAGAGGUCGACUCCGAACUCGAGGAUGAAUGAGACUGGAGAAGGUCGGAAGUGAAAUAUGCUUGCGUGUAGCGGUAUCUUGUGAAUAAUAAUAAUAGUUUAUAAAUAUUGAUAUAAAAUAAAGGAAGCUUAGACAGAAUUAUACUUCCACUAUGGCGGAAUUAAUUCGAGAAUGC